AUGAAAUUAAAUGAGUAUUUAUAGGCUAACAUGGAACCCUACAAACCGCUAUUGCUGAAUGAUAGAAAUGAAAAAGGAAUAUCGAAUGGAAAUUACAUGAAGCUUAUGAAGAUGAAUGCAUCCAGAUUAAUUUCUAAGUCUGUUGAGUCUCCACUCCAUCCUUUAACAACAAGGCCAACCGUAGAAAUUGUUAAGAAUUCCUAUAAUCUUCCCCAAAUCUAACAUUUGGUUGUUGAGAAUCAAGUUUUACAAGCAAAAUUAAAAGAAGAACAAAAUAAAGCUUAGCUUGCGACUAAUAAAUAUCUGUAUUUGUAAAUGAUGUACAAGAAAAUGGAAUAUGAACAGCUUAUCAAGAAUGAGUAGUAGAAACCAUAAUUACCCAUCAUUGAUACAUAAAGAGAAUUUAACAUAAGCACCAAAAAUAAGUACCCAAAUCAAGAACAAUUAACUGAAAGAAUCGGGGAAUCAAGAGGGUAUAUUAGAAAUAGAAUCAAAUCUCUUGCUCAACAAGUAAAAGAAGAAACACCUAAAGUUUAUAAAGUUAAAUAUUAUUAAAAUAAGAAAGUCUUGACACCGGAAGAAGUAGCAGCAGAAGUUUAAAAAAUGAAGGAAAAGCAAAGGAUUGAAGAUGAAAAGGAAAAGAGAAUGUAAAAUUUAUGGUAGAAAUUCUUAAGAUGUCAUCUUAUAAUCAAAAUUGUACUUAGAUGGUCAGAAAAUAUUAGAAUCAAACGAAAGGAGAAGGAGACAAAAGUACAAGAAUAAAAUAAAAAAGCUAAAAUGUUAUUUAAAGAAAUCAAGAAAUACACUCAGCUCUAAUCCUAAGAUAUAAUCAAAAAUUGGGUGAGCAAAAUCACUCUUCGUAUCUAUCAAGGAAUGAUUGGAGAAGAAAUGAAAAAAGUAUUCUCUUAAAAUUUUAAUCCAAAUUAAAUAGAAAAUUAAGAAAUUUAAAAAAAAUGGUUAAUCUACUUUCUUAUCUUAUUUUUCAAAAAUGUUGAAUAGCAUACAAGAUAAGAAUCAAUGCCAGAUUUCUUGUGUUUCAUGAUGACACUUCAAUUAUAUUAUUAUUAGAAUAAGACUGCCUCUUUAUUUUUAGUUAAAAGAACUACUUAUUUAAAUGGGAAUGUAUUUUAAUUAUCAGAAAAGGAGAUUCAAAUGAUUACAAGUGAAUUUAUACUAUUCUCUGUAAUAAUUCCAGAAAUUAUAAAUUAAGAUCAAAAGCAAAAAUAAAUAUUUUUGCAUAUAUUUAGUUUAUUGUAAAUACUUUUUAUUAGUACAUUCUGUGAAUUGCCUGAAAUUAAAUAGACAAAUAAAAUAAAAAUCUUGUAAAAACGAAUCAUUUAAAAUUAAUAAACCAUGGAAUUCAAGUUCGAAUAAGAUGAUUAGAUUGACUUAAGCUAAGCAAUUGUAGUCGGAUUAGAAAAAAAACAAAGAUAUGAGAAAUUAUAUAAAUAAAACACUGAAGCUUUAGAUGAUUUGAAAAGAUUUUUAGAAAUUAUAUUGGAAAAUAUAAGUGGAAAUGCAUAUAUUUGA
Molecule: messenger RNA, 1530 nt
Organism: Paramecium tetraurelia
Lineage: Eukaryota; Ciliophora; Oligohymenophorea; Peniculida; Parameciidae
Exons: 3
Source: RefSeq, a predicted model, not a curated record